This is a messenger RNA of Homalodisca vitripennis (glassy-winged sharpshooter), 474 nucleotides long. RefSeq lists its product as uncharacterized. Bases 1 to 474 code for a protein of 157 amino acids. NCBI's taxonomy places the organism in Eukaryota, Metazoa, Arthropoda, Insecta, Hemiptera, Cicadellidae. The transcript has a single exon. The record is from RefSeq and is a predicted model, not a curated record.
AUGGAACAAUACUCAAGAGUGAACAAUAUUGAGAUAAGUGGUCUCCCUGCAACCAAAGACGAGAGUGGCGAUGAUUUGGUGAAGGAUGUGGGUGCAGCCAUCGGGGUCGAGGUCCUCGUCGGUGACAUCUCCGCCGCUCACCGAGUCCCGUCCUUCAGAAAAGACAGGGAUCCUGCGCUGGUCGUGCAGUUCGUCAACAGGACUAAGAAAGAAGAGUGGAUCACUAAGUACAGGAUGAAGAAACCAUCGUUGACAGCCCAGCAGGUGAAUCAGCGCUUCCCAAGUCAGCGAGUCUACAUAAACGACCAUCUGUCGCCCGAGAACAAGCAACUUUUGUCCAAAUUGAAGCAGAAGUGUCGCGAAAUCGGCUACACCUAUGCCUGGUGCAGGGACGCCAAGUAUUUUGCCAGGAAAGCUCCAGGAGACCCUGUUAAAGAAAUCAGCAACUUCGAGGACAUUGAUAAGCUCAAAUAA